UCUCCAUACAAAUAUCAAUAUACGUUGACGUUUGGUGAAAUAAAAUACCCCGGCCCAUCAUUACCCUCCAUUAUCACACGGACUCAUCAUGUCGACCGCCGGCAUGCGCUUUUGCAAGGAGUGCAACAACAUGUUGUACCCGAGCCAAGACCGAGAGAUGAAGCAGCUCACGUUCACGUGCCGCAACUGCAGCCACAACGAACGCGUCCCAGAGCACUGCAUUUACGUGAACAAGCUCGUCAAGGAUGCGCGGAAUCAAAUGGAUGUGCUGCCAGAAGACAUUAUCGACGACCCGACGCUCCAGCGAGACUUUGAUGUGACGUGCCCCGUGUGCGGCAACCAAGGCGCAGCCUUUAUUCGAUCGCACGACGGUGUCAAGCAGUCAACGCUGGCACUGAUUUGGAUUUGUUUGAACCGAGACUGCCAGACUGACGACAACGGCAAUCGUCUACCGACCCAUCGCUGGAUGGACGACGCGUUCAGAUAGAGCAGUCCCGACGUAAUCCAUCGUCGGCUCAUCUCUCGUCUCG
Aphanomyces invadans is the source of this 530-nucleotide messenger RNA. RefSeq lists its product as hypothetical. Bases 89 to 487 code for a protein of 132 amino acids. The transcript is spliced from 2 exons. Gene Ontology annotation, cellular component: RNA polymerase II, core complex. Gene Ontology annotation, molecular function: DNA-directed RNA polymerase activity. The record is from RefSeq and is a predicted model, not a curated record. NCBI's taxonomy places the organism in Eukaryota, Oomycota, Saprolegniomycetes, Saprolegniales, Verrucalvaceae. Gene Ontology annotation, biological process: transcription initiation at RNA polymerase II promoter; transcription-coupled nucleotide-excision repair; maintenance of transcriptional fidelity during transcription elongation by RNA polymerase II.